Messenger RNA from Physella acuta, 1253 nucleotides. RefSeq names its product phospholipid scramblase 1-like. Gene Ontology annotation, biological process: plasma membrane phospholipid scrambling. The record is from RefSeq and is a predicted model, not a curated record. Gene Ontology annotation, cellular component: plasma membrane. Gene Ontology annotation, molecular function: phospholipid scramblase activity. Lineage: Eukaryota; Metazoa; Mollusca; Gastropoda; Physidae.
AUGAGAGUGUAUGGGUACGCCCUUUGGAUGCCGACAGUGGCGCCCCAACCGACGUGUCCCCCGGGACUGGAGUACCUGACCCUGCUAGACGAGGUGAUCGUUCAACAAGAGGUCGAGUUGUUGGAGAUUAUGCUCCAGUUCGAGACUGAGAACUCUUACACUAUCUAUAACAAGGCCAACCAAAAAUGUUACUACGCAUUCGAAAAGUCUAACUGUUGCGCUCGACAAUGGUGCGGGCCGAAUCGCUGUUUUGAAAUCAUUGUGCAGGAUAAUUUUCAAAAGACUGUCUUCACGAUAUAUCGGCCCUACAAAUGCCUCAAGUGCGGCUCGUGUGUUGCCUGGUGCAGCAUCUGUCAGGAUGAGGUACAGGUCACAGCACUAGAUGGAACUCGCCUAGGGAAGGCUCGUCAGAGGUGCUCAUGUUGUCGACCCCACUUCAUCAUCAUGGACCAGAACUCGAACCCCCAGUUUGAGAUUUGCGGCCCCUUCUGCCAGUUUACUUUAUGCUGCAAGUCGAUUCAGUUCAAGGUGAGGAGCGUACAGGAUGGCACCCAGAUUGGCGCCAUUUCGAAAUAUCGCGGGGAUUUCGCCAAGGAGGCCUUCAGUGAUGCUGACACAUUCGGCGUGACAUUUCCAAUUGAUUUGGAUGUCAGGUUAAAGGCGACUUUGAUUGGAUGCGUAUUUUUGAUUGAUUUUAUGUUCUUCGAAGACCCUCCAAAAAAAAAGGACAAAUAAUAACUCGACUGCUUGUGUUAGCGACCUGCUGGUGUUUAAACGUCGCACAACGUCUUGCAACGAUGUACUCACUACAGCAACAUUCUCCCAACACAGCUACAAGUUUAUUUACUCACAUUUAUAUGACAUCAUACAUUUAAGCCAUUUGUUUUGUAAAUAGUAUUUACAGAUGUAUUUUUUUACAGUUAAAAAACCGCCAAAAAGUUAAUCCCCGCCACCAUUAAAAGAUAAUUUUUUUGAAACUGGAUGUGAAACGCGCAAUUUUAGUUUCUAACCCUAACAUAAAUACAAACACAUAAACGCAAACCCUGGGUGCUGAUAAAUAGUUGUGUUUAUGGCGUGCGUUUAAAUAUUCAAAUGUCAACAUCAGAAAUAGGUCAAAGUUGCGUGCGUACAUUAAAUUAGAGCUCGCAAAAAGUGGCGGAGCUUAAUUUUUCACCCGUACAUUGCAUUAGUGGCGGGGCUUAUCUGGAAAAGAUCAUCAAAGACUUCAUAUUUCAUUAUUUGAAGAACAUUAA